CGCCUCAGCGGAGCGCUGGCUUGACCUGAGGCGGCUGGUGCUGCUUCCAGCCCGCCGUCGCCCCGCGGGGCUAAGUGGACGGGGAGGAAGACGCCACCUGGCCGGUUAGGGAGAGAGACAGCGCCGCGUUGAGUGCCGCCUCGGUUCCAAGCCCGGAGGCUCCAUCCAGGCUCCUUCGGGCUGUGAGGGCAGCUUUGGCAGAUCGCCUAGAGAAGAUGCUCGGAGUUGGCCGGGCUCGGCGAAGAAGCUCGGCCGGCGUGCGAGUCUGAGCGACUCCCCGGAAUAGCCGUUGCCUUCUGCCCCGGAGGGCGCCGUCCACUUUUCGCCUGUCACCUCGCCGUCUCGAGGGAAGGGAAGGAGGGCGGCCGCGGGACUCCCCCAGCGCCGCUACAGGCGGCCGAACCUCGGCUUUUUCUCUGCCUGGUGAAUCCCCGGUUCCCGGCGAUCGAAGGAUGCAGUUUCGUCUCUUCUCCUUUGCUUUGAUCGUUCUAAACUGUAUGGAUUACAGUCACUGUCAAGGCGGCCGGUUGAGACGCGGCAAGAGAGCAAACUAUGGGCCAAAUCCAAUUUGCAAAGGUUGUUUGUCUUGCUCAAAAGACAAUGGAUGCAUCAGAUGUCAACAUAAGUUGUUCUUCUUUCUACGAAGAGAGGGAAUGAGACAAUAUGGAGAAUGCUUGAAUUCCUGCCCAUUGGGGUAUUAUGGUCUUCGAGCCCCAGACAUGAACAGAUGUUCAAGAUGCAGAAUAGAGAACUGUGAUUCUUGUUUUAGUCGAGAUUUUUGCACCAAAUGCAAACCUGGCUUUUAUCUCUACCGAGGCCGUUGCUUUGGAGAAUGCCCUGAUGGUUUUGUCCAUUUAGAUGAAUCUAUGGAAUGUGUGGAAGGUUGCCAAGUGGGCCCCUGGAGUGAGUGGGCAGUUUGCAGCACAAAUAACAAGACCUGCGGAUUUAAGUGGGGUCUGGAAACGAGAACGAGGCAAAUUGUAAAAAAGCCUGCAAAAGAUACGAUACCGUGUCCCACCAUUGCAGAGUCCAGAAGAUGCAAAAUGGCCUUGAGACACUGCCCAGGAGGAAAGAGGACACCGAAGAAAAAGGAGAAGAAGAAGAAGAAGAAAAAGAAUUUAAUGGAACGAGCUCAGAAGCAGCACAGUUUCUUCCUAGCUACAGACCAAGCUAGUCAAUAGAGACAUUUGCCCAGGGCCUGUUGAUACAUGUGGGUUGUUGGUUUUUUUUAGUUUAUAUCUUGUUUUUGUUCGUUUUGCAAAAUACACAGAAGCUGCUAUUAGCUCCUGCAUGAGGAAGCACUGCGAUUCAGCUGCUCUGACAGCCUUUGGACCUGGGGGAAAAAAGGAGAACAUCCACAAGCUUGUUCGUCUAUGUUAUUUAUACUUUUACGAUUAAUGUGGUUCUUAUUGUUCUUAUUAUUGUUCCCCAAACUUAGUCUCUCUCUGGGACUGAAGAAAAGCACUGAGUUCAAUCAGUGGAAGUGUAUCAAAAAAAUGUCAUUUGAGGGUUCCCUCCCUCUCUUUUUGGUUUAAUUUAGUUACCUGCAAGAAGGAAGGAAUUUGAUUUCAUGGCACAGGAUUUUGGAGACAGGAGCAUCAGGACUGCAUGGCACCAUGGGAUAAAUUCCUAUUUCUACAAGGCAAAGAAAUGGGGAAGUUAGAAUUGCGUAUCGUUUCUCAUACUGUACAUUUUCAAAACUGAAGGACACCAAGAGGAUAUCUGUAGGUAACACACUUGGUUCUCAUCACACCUGCUAUACUGGAACAGUUGUAUAGUCAAAACUGCUCUUGACUGAUAUAUGGAAUUAUGGCUUAGUAUUUCAGGACCAUAGUGGUUCCCAUGUGUACAUAUCAUGCUGUCUACAUAUAAAUAAACCUAUUUACAUUAG
Messenger RNA from Pantherophis guttatus, 1891 nucleotides. RefSeq names its product R-spondin 2 (gene RSPO2). Lineage: Eukaryota; Metazoa; Chordata; Lepidosauria; Squamata; Colubridae. The record is from RefSeq and is a predicted model, not a curated record.